CACGUCUGUUGCUGUUAACUGAGUGCAGUGCACACUAUCUCGUCUCUGACGCCACAUAUAUUUUAUACUUACUCUCCUGUUGGACAUCAGUAGCAACUAUCGAGGAAAACAUUUUACAUAUUUCAUCGUCUUCAAGCACAUCGCGUUCAUAAUAUGGCUACUGCAUUCAUCGCAUUUAUCGCCACGUCCUUAUUGGUGACAAUGGCGUUGGGCCAGCAACGUCCUGUCCAGCCAACGUUCACCAGAUCCACUUUGCAGAAUCGCGACAUCCCUCAGCUAAACCUGGACCCUCAGCAACCAAUGCCGCAGCCUUUCCGUAGAGUCUCGUUGCCCUUGUACAGAGGCCGAGGCUUUAGUCUGGACGGACAAGAGCCGAAUAAACCAGUAGUAACUCAGCAAACGUUCCAGCCGAGACCUGUCGAAAACGUCGACGGCGAUGUGGCGGGCGACGAUGCACCACAACCCACUAGACAAGCGCCUCAGCAGCAAUUUGAGAGAACACAGCAACAGCAAGUCGACAGGGUUCAGCAACAACAACAAAAUAUUGACAGGAUUCAAGCACAACCUGAAAAACAAUUCCCCGGAUUCCGGCCCCAGCCGCAGAUACAAGCCAUAGAAACUCAACCAAACUUUGUGAGAAAGGUAGUACAGAGGCCGUUGAAACGCGUAAGAGUCACUGAAGAUAUAGAUGCUGUACCUAAAUCUCCAGAAACGAUUCAAAGAAUGAAACUUGAACGAACCGAGUCUGCCGACAAACAGCGGGCAAAAAAGCCGGUGUCUCAGGUAUUGAGGCGAUACAGAGACGACAACCCAGACGGUAGUAUCACUUGGGGUUUCGAAAACGACGACGGCACUUUUAAGGAGGAGACCAUCGGAGUGGACUGCGUGACCCGCGGCAAGUACGGCUACGUAGACCCGGAAGGCGUCAAGCGCGAGUACUCGUACCAGUCGGGUGUGCUAUGCGACAAGGACAGGCGACCGCUGUCCGGGUCGCAGCGAGAGCAGGGCGCCGGGUCGUCGGCGGUGCAGGAGGCGCAGGCCAGCGACACGUACGGUUACAUAGACUACACCAAGAACCAGUACGUCAUGGCCAACGGACAAACGAUCAACCUGAACGGCAUGGCUAAGAACCGGGCGCGGAAGCCGGUAGUCCGGAAGACCGUACCGCCCCCGCAGAACGCAGCCGACCAACGCUUCUAGGUCGUCACGCGCCCCGUCGUUUAAUAAUAUCAUGUAUUAUCGCAUUCCUCCCCAAAUGCAGCGUAUUAUUAUUAUUAUUAUUAUUAUUAUUAUUAUUAAUUAUUAUUAGUAUAAUAUCAAUGACGGUAUAGGAAAAUGCAAUGUGAUCAGUGCUCGAAAUCGGUAAACAAAAUUGAGAGACACUCUUAAGGUUGAAAAAACUUAUAACUUUUGAACGUUAUAAUAUAAAAUAAAUCGCAGACAAAAAAAUAAAAUACAUUUCAAGAGUAUAUGCUAAUAAUUAUUAUACUAUUACCUAACGUUUUUAAAAAUAUGUUUUUUACAUAAUUUUCAACCAUAUACCUACUACUACUUUUUACCGUUAACGGUUUUUAAAUUUUUUCAAAUGACAUUUGUCUUUAAUUCAUUAUUCCACAACUAAAUAGUU
Messenger RNA from Melanaphis sacchari, 1627 nucleotides. RefSeq lists its product as uncharacterized. Lineage: Eukaryota; Metazoa; Arthropoda; Insecta; Hemiptera; Aphididae. The transcript has 4 exons. Gene Ontology annotation, molecular function: structural constituent of chitin-based larval cuticle. Gene Ontology annotation, cellular component: chitin-based extracellular matrix. The record is from RefSeq and is a predicted model, not a curated record. Bases 154 to 1200 code for a protein of 348 amino acids.